This is a messenger RNA of Symbiodinium necroappetens, 512 nucleotides long. The record is from the annotation of a GenBank genome assembly. Lineage: Eukaryota; Dinophyceae; Suessiales; Symbiodiniaceae.
GCGUGGAGACAACGGCUUUCUCGGGCACGAUCUCCUUCAAGGGCAAGUGCAUUGGAGUGUCGGAACCCGAAGACGGAGCGAUCAUCAAACUGAACGAGUGUGGCUGUCAAGACUGCUGGGUGAGCUGGGAGGCCCGGUCGGAGCAGCCAGGGGGCGACUGGAAGAUCUUUCACAUCCGCGACUUCCCUUCGGAAUCGGUGACUUCUUUCCGCUUGGCUGGAACAGACAAGUGCUUGGAUGUUCACGACCAUGCAGAUUGGCGGAAGUCUUCCGGACUGGACUCACCGAUGAACUACCUGCAGCUGUGGACCUGCAGCAUCAAUGAGCGGUCCCGGAAAGACCAGAAGUGGAUCGUGCAUCAGAGCCCCGACAAGAUCAGCUUCCAGCUGCAGUGGCUGACGGACCCCGGCCUGGCUCUGGACGUGCCGAAGGGCCAGAACCUGGUUGGUAGCAACAUCCAGAUUUACAAAUUUGUGAUGCAUUGGCCAAAUCAAAUUCUGCAAAGCCUCUGA